Molecule: messenger RNA, 1973 nt
Organism: Durotheca rogersii
Lineage: Eukaryota; Fungi; Ascomycota; Sordariomycetes; Xylariales; Xylariaceae
Product: phosphoglycerate mutase-like protein
Exons: 3
Coding region: 1-1479 (492 amino acids)
Molecular function (GO): phosphatase activity
Source: RefSeq, a predicted model, not a curated record
AUGGGCCGCCCAAGACUCAUCAUCCUCAUCAGGCACGCCCAGUCCGAGGGCAACAAGAACCGCGAGAUCCACCAGACGAUCCCCGACCACCGGGUCAAAUUGACGCCGGAAGGAUGGCAGCAGGCCCGCGAUGCCGGCCGCCGGUUGCGCGCCAUGCUCCGCCCUGACGAUACCCUGCAGUUCUACACCUCGCCGUAUCAACGAACGAGGGAGACCACUGAAGGGAUCCUCGAGACGCUGACCUCGGACGACCCCGACCCGUCCCCCUUCAAGCGGACCAAUAUGAAGAUCUACGAGGAGCCCCGCUUGCGCGAGCAGGACUUUGGCAACUUCCAACCCUGCAGCGCCGAGAUGGAGCGCAUGUGGCAGGAGCGUGCUGACUACGGUCACUUUUUCUACCGUAUCCCCAAUGGCGAGAGCGCUGCUGACGCAUAUGAUCGUGUCUCGGGCUUCAACGAGAGCCUCUGGCGCCAGUUCGGCGAAGAAGACUUCCCCAGCGUCUGUGUCUUGGUAACACACGGACUCAUGUCUCGCGUCUUCCUGAUGAAGUGGUACCACUUCUCAGUCGAAUAUUUCGAAGACCUGCGCAACGUCAACCACUGCGAGUUUCUCAUCAUGACGAAGCAGAAAGACAGCGGCAAAUACGACCUCGAGAACAAGCUCCGAACCUGGUCGGAGCUGCGGCGAGAGCGGGCCGCCCUCCAGGCCAAGGAGGACGAAGCCAAGGGCCUAGCCGAUGCCGGCAAGGAGAAGUCGCCCAACAAGCUCGAGAGGCAAAACUCGGUCCCCAUCCCGAUGCGCAGAUGGGGCGGCUGUCCCCAGGGCUGCAACCACGGCAAGACCUUCAAGAUACGACGUGACUUGGCUGAGCUGCGGCUGCAUGACGAAAACGAUGCCAAGAUCGGCUUUGCUCAUGCUGUACCCGACGCCCACGCCACUAUAGCCAGUCGCAGAGCCCCAGGCAAGCGUGUUCAACGCCCCACCAACUCUGAAGAUGACUCUGAUGACCCCCGUGGCAAGCUAACCCCACACAUCGACGUUACCAAGGCACAGGAAGAAGUCGUUUCCUCGCCCGAUGGAACCCCUUCAUUCAUCACCGUCGACGACCGGAUUCGAAACGCUCUCAAGACUCCUCAGAUACACACAUUCCUUCACGUCGGUCGCGACUUUGGAGGAACCUAUUCGGGACAUGCAUCUGAGGAGGAGGAGCUGUCCGAGAGCGACGCUCGCGAGCGUCUCGCAUCCAAGGCUGCCCGCGUUAAGCACGGCGGGACGACGACGACGGCGACGGCGACGGCGAACGGCAAGGGCCCAGCCUGGCACCCGAGCGUCCGGCACACCCACGCCCACGCCAAUCGGCUCGGGGACGCCCCGGGGAACUCGGAUCAGGGGUCGGAAGGAGGCGACGAGGCCGAGAUUGAAGACGACCUCGACAAGGCCGAGAGGGAGGAUAAGAGUAUAAGAGGAAGCGUGUACUAAAGCAAGCGCGGGCGGGCAGGCAGGCUCUUUUUGUAUAUGGCCUGGCCUGGAUCGCUUGUACCGGACGGGUGGUUUUUAAAUCGUUUCAGAACACGGCAGCGAUACCCUUCAUAACUACGGAUAGAGAGAGCAAAUAUGAGAAGGUCCCCUGGGACUAUGUAGUAUGACGGAUGACCGACUUCUUUUUUACUGUUUGUGACGAGGGUAUAAGAGCGAUGGGCAGUCAAUUUGCGUUACUGUGCCAUCAGUCACUAUUAGAACCAACUCGGGGCUCACAGUAUUUAUAUUGUUGUAUGUCUUUCUUCUAUCUACGUUAUCAACGUGUCGUCGCAACAUAACCCCCCCUGUAUGCCAGUAUGCUGUUGUAUGUCUUUUUCCCAUCUACGUUAUCGACAUGUCGUCGCAACACAACCCUCCCCCGCCCUAUAUAUAUCUAGCCUUGUCGUAAGGCGCAGUACACACGUAUUUCUUCCUAUAGACGCGUGACGCUAGCC